Molecule: messenger RNA, 14671 nt
Organism: Solenopsis invicta (red fire ant)
Lineage: Eukaryota; Metazoa; Arthropoda; Insecta; Hymenoptera; Formicidae
Product: transcription factor hamlet
Exons: 2
Coding region: 1683-3032 (449 amino acids)
Cellular component (GO): nucleus
Source: RefSeq, a predicted model, not a curated record
GGACAGUCAGAAGAGUGCCGGAGGAACCUAGCUAGGAGGAAACGUUGGCUAGAGGGAGAGACGUCCUUCGCCGGCGAAGUAGGAAAAGGAACACAACGAGCGCCGUUGAAGAAGAGAGGGGAGGGGGGAAGAAGGGAGGCUGAAGAAGGGGGGAGGGCAGGUCGCGUGCCGGCGUGGUGCUACUCCGGAGCUGAAAGAGAGGAGAGCACUUACCUUACCGACGUCUCUCACGGUUAACACGCAGGGGAGCUCCUUCGCGUAUAUUCCUCCGCGUGCGUUCUCAUACAUACACACGCGCACACACACACAGGGAACUGCCGCUCUGAUAUACGUAUACGCGCGCUCGCGUACAAACGGCGCGGUUCCCCCCUCGUUCCGUGUGCGCGGACGUCUCCUCGGUGUGUUUCCCGGUGUGUGGCUCACCUACCUACCUACCUACCUACCUACCUACUUACUAACCUACCCGCACCGCAGCCUACGGAUUCAGUCUCCCCGCCCAAUCGGCGGUGUACCCACGACGGAACGUACUUGCGUGUUUGUGUGUGUGUGUGUAUAUACCUGUGUGCGGGACGUUUGUACGCGGCAUCGCCCGCUUCACACAUCGGCACACGGCUUACUCACCACCGUACGGACCACUCCGCUCUCGUCGCGUCUCACGAAUCUCCUCCGAGAGCGCUCACGGUUCUCGCUGAUAUUCCGCUUCGUCCGCGGCACGGAGGAAAGAAAGAGAAACAGAGAGAGAGAGAGAGGGGGAGGGGAGGGAGAUAUCACACGCCUCGAGAGAGGACCUGGACAACGGAGCACGGGCACCAAACGAUCGCCGGACGGUGGUGAGCAACGUGGUUGGCUCCUUCCGUCGCUCCUCCCGUGAGAGAAAUCAACAGUCAGGACUCGACUGUCCUGUCGACACGAUACACGCGUUUUGUGUUUCGAUACACGUCCGGGCUCGCACCCGGAGAUCGGCAGUGUGAUCCCACGGGAAUCGGUCAACCAGAUCGGACGAUCGCCACGAAGGAACUGUUAAUAAGACCGAUUGGCGUCCGAUCGGAACGCAAAAACAGAACGAACUCUAGUCAGGACAGCGGAAGAAGAGAAAGAGAAAGAGAGAAAGAAAGCUGUCACCUGAAGAAAACGGGAGACUGUCUGGUGCGGUGUGUGGUAUAAAAAAAAAGGGGACGAGUCGUGUAUCGCCGGAGCGGGAACGAUCGGAACCGUUAUCCGAGCACGUGGUCGCGGUGCACCACGAGGUGCAAGAAAGCUUCCGGUGGAUCCUGAGUGUAUUACAUGUUGAGGAACGAUCUGGUACGGGUCAACGCGAAAUGUUCGUGCGAAUGUUCCAGCAUCUCGUAUCCUCGUAAGGGCCGACGUCUCGCGCACGUGGAAGGGUCCGCCAAAGAGGGAGAGUGAUCACGAGUGUGAGGAUAGUGUGUUGUUGUAAAACAAGUGAUACCUCCGCAUUCAUCCGCCCUCUCAUCCAUCUCGUCUGACUGUCGUUUCCUUCUCUUUCCGGCUUCCUCUUCUACUCCUUCCGUCUAUUUCGUUCGGAUUGCCUCAUGAGCGGAGCAAAGUGUCGCAAAAUCAACGGAAGUGCGCUGUCACCCUCGGCUUCAAGGUCGUGGCAUGUCGUAUAAGAUUACCCCAAGCGGAGAGCAGGAGCAAGGCCGAGUGAUAGAGGCAGUGUGAUGAGCGGAUACCUCGGUAGCAUCACCCUGCCCCCGACGUUGCUGCACGACCCGAAGUAUCCUCCAGCCAUGCGGGAGAAGGAUUCGAGUCCGAGAAAGAUGCCGGGCCACAUAAGCCCGAAGCAAGCCAGCAUUUACCCCCUGAGCGUCCGCGUGCCAGACGUUGAGGAGCUGCCGUAUGAUCUCAGCCACGGUCACGGCCGCGGCCUGUCGAGCCCGACGAAUCAGCAACAACAGCAGCCGCACAUGAGCCCCGCGGCCAGACCGCCCCAGUCGCAUCAUCAGGACGAGCUCGACUGCGAGCCGCUCGAUCUACGUGUCGAUCACAAGAAGGAACGGCUCAGAGAUGAGAAUCAGAACGAGAUCGAGGUGUUGAAUCAGAACAGCCUGGGCGGCAGCUUGCCUUACCACACGGUGCUCUUUCCUCAGCACCACGCGAUGCACCCGCUGGUUCUAGAAGCGAUGUACAGAUCGCAUCAUCACAGCUCGCCGGUGCCCGAUCUGCCAAAGAUCCAAGUCAGAGCGCUUCCCACGAUGGUACCCCUGCCGCCUAAUAGAUUCUCCUCCACCUCGUCCACGUCCUCUUCGUCCUCGUCGCAGCCGACCGCGAGAGCCGUCAGUCCGGCCGUUGGUCCACAGCAUCAGCAAAAUCAUCCCUUGCAACAGCAGCAACAGCAGCAACCACAGCCGCAACAACAAAGUUCGAGUUUGCCGCCCUACUCGAUCAGCGUGCAAGCCCAAGGUCUCAAGCCCAAGGACAGAUACUCUUGUAAGUUCUGCGGCAAGGUAUUCCCUAGAUCGGCGAACCUGACGAGACAUCUGAGGACGCAUACCGGCGAGCAGCCGUACAAGUGCAAAUACUGCGAGAGGAGUUUCAGCAUCUCCAGUAACCUCCAGCGUCACGUCAGAAACAUCCACAACAAGGAGAAGCCGUUCAAGUGUCCGCUCUGCGAGAGAUGCUUUGGCCAACAAACCAAUCUGGAUCGCCAUCUGAAGAAGCAUGACGCGGACGGGCCGACGAUACUGGAUGAGGUCAGAUCGAGGUAUCACGGUCAACUUCCACGAGCCGACGAUUCCUACUUUGAGGAGAUCCGCAGUUUCAUGGGAAAGAUCACCUCGCAACGGCAGGGUAUACCGUACUUCCCUGGUUUGCUGGGUCACGCAACCGAUGACUUCAGAAACGACAAGCAGCAACUGCAGUUGGAGGAAAAGCGAGGCGACUCGUCGUACUUCAGUGACCGCGACAAUCUCAGUUCGAGGUCGAGCAGUACGGCCAGCAGGCCGGAGAGCGUCCAGGAGGAGCAAAGGGAAGUGAACUCACCGCCACUCUCUCCCGGAAAUAACACCUGAGUCCUAGGGCGCGACUACAUCGGCAUGGUAAUCCAAUUAAGAAAGGUUUGCGUCGGUUCGGCAGAGGCACGGUGGAAUCUGGGAAUAAGAGAAAAUUUAAUAUUUCGAGCGGUCGGAAUUUAUUAAGAGUGAAAGACCUAAAAUUAAACUUUUAACAAGAUUCCACAGUGAUACUACAAAAAACUAGUUUGUUUACGGUGAUCCUAACUUAAUUCGAAGCUACAUCAUUAGAUGCUAAUAGAGAUAAAUCAUUCUUCGUAGAAAUUUUUGCGAACCGUAAUAUAAACCGACGGAAGCGAAAAAAAAGGUGAUCUAUACAUCUAUAAAAGUAAAUCCUAAAGAUCGGCAACGAAUUUCUUGCUCAAGAUGGCGAGCAGCAGUCGAAUCAGUUUUUUUGUUCUAGGUUUUAAUAAUUAUGAAUUUUGAAACAAAUUCGUGGAAGGUUGCAACUCAUUAACACGUAGAUUCAAUCAGUUUGUAAAUGGAACUGAAAAUUAAAACGUGGUGCCUUGAAGAAACAUGUGCCUAACUUUUAGGACGUAUCGUCCUUUGAUCCUGAAAAGUACGAUCCAGUCGGGUCGAUAUAAAGAGCCUUAAUAAUAAACUUAGAUAAACAAUUAACGUAUAUUAAAUAUCGUACAAUAUUAAGAUCUUAGACUUAAACGCGUGCUUGAGUGAGUCGGAAAGUCAUAGAGAAAUAGGCGAAAUUGAUCGUGAUCUAUAGAUUGGUGAAGAGAUAUGAAAAAAGAUAUCUAAUAUAAACUUUCACUUUGUAAAAGAAGAUAUAAAUAUAUCUCUUGCUUUUUAAUUCGUAUAUAGACAAAUUUCGUGCUUAUUUUUAUGGAUUGUUAUUACUUCCAUAUUUUUAAUUUUAUUGAAAUGAGUUCUGCGUGAUAUAACAUGAAGUAUAGAACUUAUUACAUUUGUUGAAUUUUUAUUAUUUGCAAAAUGAGAUGAAAGUUGCUCUUGGUGAUUAUAAAUUACACUUUAUGAAUUGAGUUCUAUGAAUUUUUAUUUUACCUCAAAUAUAUUUGUAUCUUCUCUUUUAUACUUCUCGCAUACAAGCUCAAUGUUAAUUAUAAGGAGCAUUUUAUGGAUUCUCUCUUCCUAGGUCCAACUGCAAAAUCAUCAACAAAAUGAUGUAUGUAAGACAUAAUUCAUUUAGGCUCGCUGGCUGUCGCAAUAUUUCUAUUUACUUGUCGAGAAUUAUGAUAGAUGAAUUUAACCGCUGUUUCAUCACCGUAAAUUUGAAUCGCCACAAUACAAAGUUUUCCAGUAAAUAGCGGGCAAAAAUACGAAUUACAUCAGCCGGUCAAUAUUAUUUGCAAAUGGUAAGAAAAUCCUCUGUGGAAAAAAAAGCGACAUUGUUCUUAAAUUACGUUAAGCCGCGCCGCAAAUUACGACGGCAUAAUGCAUGACUAAUUUGCAAAGAAGAAAGGAUAGCACGGAAAAAAGUGCCGGCACUGUAAUUAAGGCCGUUGCAAUCCUUUCGAUCGUCCCUACACUUUUCCACCUUUCACGACGCAUUCCUCUCGCGCGACGGGUUUAGCACGAAGUCUGAUUUCGAGAUUAACGAGAAGUAUCAUCCGUAAAAAUUGCGCGCGGACCAUUUUAAUUAUAGAAUAAGACGAAUUGCCUUCUCAGAUGUGCAAACAAAUUUAUACACGAUAAAUUGCAAUAACGCUAAAAAUAUCGCGACAGAGUGAUAUACAAGCAAGUCUGUUUUAAUGAUAAUAAUACUUUUAUGAUUAAUUGAAAAUUUUAAAUCAACAAAUCACGCAACUACAAGAAGCGCGAAGAAAAGUAAUAUAUUCAUACUGUAGGAUGCCCGGUUUAAUAUUCAUUUUUCUCAUACAGCGUCGUCAUAUAAUGUCCAAGUAGGUUGUUAAGUCUGCGUAAUCCGAUGAGCAUCCGAGCUUAAACCGCGUGUCGCAAGAUUCGCGAAUACCGAACAGAUCUCGUCGCAGGCUUCGAAGAGGUUCGCGACGCGCGAAGCGGACGAAAAAAGAAUUGACGGAAGGAAAAGUUCGGGAGAACGCGCGGGACGAUUUGCUUCGGCGGAAAAAAAACGCGGCUGAUGGGCGACCGUUCGAUUUUACGACCUAGAAAGUGAAUUUCAGCGCUCGGGCAACUCGGGCGCCUUCGAGCGUAAUCCGCGAAUCGUCGAGACCAAUGAUCCGCUGAGGAAGCCGAACAAUAAAAUAGCGUUUAGAAAUCGAUGGGCGGAUCUCCGCGCGCCGAUCGGUCUCGCUGCCGAUCGGCCGCGCGUUGGGAAAUCGGAAGAGCUCGAAAAGUUCGUCGCACUCCGCGUGCCGCGGAUCAUUAAGUUUUCAAUCUGGGGAAGCCGGUGACGUGUCGGAGACAUGCCGGGAAUUAUCGUCACGAAAUGAAACGCGAAUAUCAUUAGAAGACAUUUCUCAAUCCUCUUUCAACAUUGAGAUAUACACAAUUCUGAUACACAAAUGGCUGGAACAUCAGUAAACGCACCGAAUUCAUAUUAAUCAAACAAAAAUAUAAUUAAAAUUUGUUUCAAGAAUUAUCAAUUACAAAAAUCUACAAAAAGUAUUUGAAUAGAAUAGAAUUAGAUAACGUGUAGAUUUUUGGAUGUUGAAACAUUGAGGUCAAGAUUUCAAGAAUAAUAGGUUGUAAAUAUUUUUUUUACAAGUUUUUUUAUAAUUUUUUGAGAUGGCGAUAACAUCAUUAUUAAAUUGACGAUUAAUUUAAUUUGAAAUAUUAUUUCUAGUUACGAUUGCGUUCAAGUAUGACAAUCCGUAUCAAACACGCAGCCUCUAGAACUGAAAAAUGUAUUUAAAAAAUUGAUAUAGAAAUAUUAUUAAACAACAGGAUUCGCUUCGAUCGAAAAAUGACAAUUCUCAUUUUGUGUGUGGUUCACAUAUCAAUUUAAUAUUCAACUUAUUAUAAGUUGUAAAGUUCGUGAGGAAGUAUAUAGUAAUAAAGCACUAGUAACAAAACUUAUGAAAAGCAAAAUACUUUUAUGAUAGUUUUCUGUGAUUAAUAACAAAAGUGAAAAUCAAGUAACAAUUCAGAAAUGCUUAGCGCACUUAAACUUAAAUUUUACCGGUCUUGGCGCUAUCUUUGUUUAUGAAAAUAUCGUGGAGAAUGCCUUUGCCAACUACGCAAACGUACAAAUAUUACGAAAUUAGAAAUAAAAACGAUAGGUUUCCUCAAACGAUUUCUUGGAAUUUAUUACAGCAGAAGUUAUAAAGUUUUGUUAAAAAAGUUUACGUUCCUUUAUAACUUAUUAUUCUUGAAAUUUCAAUAUAAUAUAUAAAUUUGGAAGUCAGAUUCGUUUUCAGCAUCUAAAAAUCUACACAAUACAUCCAACUCUUUUUCAAGCAUAGAAAAAAAAUUUUUUUUUCAGGCUUGUGUUAUCAAAGCUAUGUAAUUAUGUUUACUUUCUAAUUGAAAUUGGAAACGUCAGCAGACUAAUCUCGAAACAUCGCUGUUCUGAAGAAGCGGAAGAGAACUAGGAGGUUUUACAGUUCUUCGUCUCUGAAACCAAUUCGCGCCGGGAAAAGAAAUCGGUAGCACAGGAGUCAUUAAUAUGUAAUUAUCACUCCAGCGAGAAAGAGAGAGAGAGAGAGAGAGAGAGAGAGAGAGAGAGAGAGACGCAAUCAUUACAGCAACGCGCGAUUCUAGCUGUCCGGAUCUAAAUCACGAACUUAACGAACUCCACUCGUACGCAUGCACGGUUUAAGAGCGUAAUCGGUAUACUGCAUCAUACAGUCUCUGAAUUACCUAAUCCUGUCGCUCGGGAAUUAAAUAAAAACACAAGUGACAAUUUAUUGAUAUUAAUUUCCGCGCGUUAUCGUUUUCCUUAUUACGCGUUAAACGCUUAAAACUCCACAAGAAAUUAACGGGAAAAUAUAUCCGUAUAUCUGAUCUCGCAAAGAGAUCGCAUUAACGCGGAUUGCCGCUGACACAUCUCGUUAGGCGGCUUUUUUCUUCGAUCGGCAAAUGACAGCGGGAUGUGGCGAGGCUUUUCUGCUUUGCUCGUACGAGCGUAAUGCUUUGUUUGUGGCUGACGCGUCGGGAAACGAUAUCCGCCGAUAUGCAGCGUGUUCGCGGGGCUGAGCAAAAACUCGUGUCGGCGAACGGGUAUCAUUCCGGCCGACACUUCUGGCGAACGGCGCGAACGAUGCGAAAUCUCUGCGAGGUUCUCAUCGAACCGCGGAAAUGUCUACGGUGAAGAAAGGACCCCGAUCUAAAAUCGACGCGGCGCGGCGCGGCACGGAAUCUCUGCGGCGUGGAAAAGCCCCGUGCUUCCUGCCGGCGAUGAUCGGCAAGAAGAGGCGAGUAAACGAUCGGAGUGCCUGGUAAACCCCACCGCGGGCAAUCCCACACGGAUGAUGAUAUAUCCCCUCGUUUCCUGCGGACGGUCGCUGAAGACCGUACCUUGGGUGAAACGAUGUAAUCGCCUUCCGCUCCUUGAGUCAGGUGCAAAUUUAUCCACACUUUCUAGCGAGCAGCGCCGGCAUCGCUGAUGCGGAUUCCUCCAGGAGGAAUCCGCUGAUCCUCGGGAUUAACCCGAUCAAUUCCUAGUAGCAUGAGCGUAACGCGGGAGGUCAAAGGCAUAAUGGAAACUAAAGCGUAAGGGGAACUGUAUGACUGUCUAUCCGUCUUGCGUGUAUACAAGAUAGAUUUAUGUGCGAGAGCUUCGUGUGAGGGCAGAUCUUAAGGACCUCACGUGUCCGGUAUCUUUCACGUAGAGAAAAUGCGCGAGUUCUCGUGUGCGUGAAUAUGCCUCGCGUGUGCCAGGACCUUAAAUGUAUGUAUGUAUCAUCAUCGUCUGCGCCAAGAUCUUCGUACGGACGAUUGUGGAAGAUUGAACGUGCAAUCUUCGCUAAAUCUUAUUGCUAAAUUAGAAGGCUCGCGGCUCAAGUGAUGGAUGGCUAUAUUUUCUUUUAGAAUCAUCAUGAGACGCACCUUUGUUAAAACUGUCUGCUUCUAUUAUCUUUGCGAAUUCUUUCUAACAAAAAAAAAAUCUGUUUACUUUCUAUAAAUUAAUUCUCUGUAUCUUAUUUUCUUUUUUCUUCUCUUACGUUAAAUCUACAAUAAAAAAAGAUACUUUAAAUACUAAAUUAAAAAUCAAGUCUUACUGUAGUCCAAAUCUACAAGUUUAAGCCUAGAACUACCAGAAUAAUUAGUUUGUAAUUUGUUUAUAAAUUUAUCAAGAAACAUUUUUUAAAAUUAUGCACACAUACGCGCACAGACUUAAUCUGUGCGUAACUUUUUUUAUCGCUUUUUAUGACGCGGUAGUAUUGACUCACGAAUACAUGACUUUCUAAACGUUGAUUGGUCAAUUUAAACCUUCACUGAGAAAAAUAUCCGGAGAAUAACGAUCGGAUUAUCCUGUUAAAAAGUAUCAAACGGAUAUUUUCGAUUUAGAUCGGAAUGUGCAGAAAUGAACGGAUAAAUCUGUUUAAAAAUACAGCACAAAGUCUAAAAUCAGGCCAUAAGACUUCUUUAAGAUAUUUAAGAUUAUACUACUAUAUUAGAUUAUACUACUACUUAUAUUAAGAUUAUACUACUUUUGAAAAGGUGUCUUAAAGAUAUCUUUUUAGAUGUCUUAAAGUCGUCUUACGUCUCGAUUUUGUGCUGUAUGGGAAGUGACUAUACGACAGAUUAUCCAUUUAUUUACGGAUAUUCUGAUCUAAAUAAUCGGAAAUAUCCGUUUGUUACUUUUUAACGGGAUAAUCUGUUCGUUAUCCGAUUGAAAUUUUUCUCAGUGUUUAUAUCUGAAAAGCCAUUUCUUGAAAUAAAAAUUUAAAAGUACUUUUUUUUACAUAAUUUUUCGAAAACUUUUUUGCUUAAUAGUGUUUUGAUUCGAGAAUUUUGGAACAUUCCAUGUGUAUAUAUAUAUGUAUAUGUUUAUAAUAUUUAAACUAUUGAGUAUUAAAUAGGAAAUAGAUAUACAUUAAACAUUGGUAAUCCUAGAGAUAAAGUUUCCACUGGCUUUACGAUAAUUUUUUUCUAAGAAUCAUUCGUUUAAGUGUCGUCGCGAAUUUCUCGUAUAUCCCCACUAUUAAAAUCGUAGUAUGGAAUUGACUGGGAAAUAUUUUAUAGCUGCUUCGUCAUUGGAAUAAUCCCACGCGACACGCGAUAUCACUAUUACAGGCGCGCGCUCGGUUUCCUCGGGUUCCAUGGAACGCAGUUGAAAAUCUCGACCGGUGAGUCUUAAAAAUGGAUUAAUCGCUUCCCGGCUCCUCGGGCGCGAGUUUACUGCGCUUUCUAGAUCGUGCCGACACCAUCGAAGCGGAAAACAAACAGCACGUCAGUUUCGUGACUGAAAGUGUUAUCUCGAACGACUCCGAUUAAUUGCGAGAGACUCGCGUCUACGCGUAUAAGCCGCGCGCGAUGCCGAUAUAAUAUAUCGUCCGAGUUGUUUCACUGCAUUCGUUCCAAGGAUCACUCAUAAUUAUAAAGAUAAGAGAGCCACAUGGCGCGUAAAUCCUCGCAAACACGUAAAUAACGAAAUGUUUCAAUUCUAUAUUUAUAAUCGUACUAAUUUUAAUCUUUGAAUUAUACGAAAAGGAUUCGUACAUUUGAUAGUGACGAUAAAAACGUAGCAAUUAAUGAAGCGUGAAGAGUACAUUAACACUUUGGACACACACACACAUUGUUGUUGCUUUUUGAUGUUGGGUCACUGACUCUUCUCAGUUAAUUUUCAUUACUUUCACAAGGGUAAAAAAAGUCUUCGAUGACUCUUACGUACACUUUAACAUUUCUAGAAAAUAUUUGUAAGAUUAUUUGAAAGAAUAAUUGUAUAUAAAUGUUGUAACUACAACAAGAGAAAGGAAUUGUUAAAUGACCAAACUAAAAUUAAGUUAAACGCUGGAAUCAAGACUCAAGUAUUUUAUGUAUUUGAAUUAAAUACAUAAGUACUUGAACUGAAAAAAUUUAAUCAAGUUGAAAAACUUAUUCAAUUUAACAACUUUUUUCUCUCAGCAUAAUUACAGUGCUCUCCAUUUAAUUUUUCAAAGAAAAGAAACGUAGAACAAAAUUGUAGAAUUAUUGUGUGUAUCUAUACAAAGUGUUAACAUAUUGAUGCACUGAACGUUACUUCCGUAAGAUCAUCGCGAUUGCUAGCCUUUUAUCGCAAUGCAACGGUCGCCGUUUUAAAUCGCUUUAGAUCAACUUAAAGACGUUAUUAUCGCAAACUCCGUCCGAUUACGACUGCAAUCUCGGCGGCGAACGAGUCGUCGCGCGUGGAGUUCGCUCGCCGUGAAACGAUUUAAUCGUUGCUUCCGGUAGGAUAUUGGGUGCAAAUUUAUUGGCGCUUUCUAAGCGUGGCUCAGAGGUAGUGCGCGUAAAUCCGACCUUGAUUAACCCGAUCAGUGAUUCGUAACAUAUUCCGUGCCGGUCUGGCUCGGGGAUGACGUGAGCUACGGAGUAGCUCAAGGUGCUCCCGCGGCGCAUCUCGCAUCUGUUGGAUGCGCUUUUUUUCCACGCCCUUCAUCGCGCGACUAUACGAGCGAAAAACGAUCCGCACUUUCUACAACGCGCGGAUGCAAACGCGCAGAAAGAUCCCGGCAUGCGAUAGGGCCGACAAUGACUCGUAAACCGCAACAUUUUAACGGUGCGCUUCCCCGAAGCGAUCCACUUUUACGCCGCGCGGGAGGAAUCUAAUAAAUAUCUACCGGAUUAUUAUUCGAAUCGCCGUGGCGGAAAGUGCUGCCGUCCUCCCCGACGAUGAGAAUUUAAUAUCGCCGGAUCAAAAUUAUUGCGCUUUCUAAACGAUAACAUCUACGCAAAGCGGGUGCUUUCAAGAUAAGAAAGCAAUCUUGCGGAUAAGUUCUGUUUCAUUAUAUGGUAGAGAUCGGAGAACUUGUAUCGCUUGCACGAUUGUAACAUUGAUAUUGAAUUUUGGAACAACUUAAAAUUUCAAUUUUUUAUUAGAACUUGCUUCUCAUAUUUUAAUUUUAAAAAAUAUAUUUUUUUAUUAAAAAAUAUAUUGAACGCUGUGUGCGAAAAGAUUUAAACUCGUAAAUCGUUUAUGAAUACUAAUAAGUUUUUUGAUUUAAUUCAACUUUUUUCGUCUGCCUCGCUACACAAUUAAAUAUAAUUUAAGUUCUACAAUAAUCAGCAUUUCUCAUUUUUCUUUCAUCUCUAUUUAAUCUGUUCUUCUUUCUUCUUCUAACUUUCUUCUUUUCUAUCUUCUCUUUUUCUAACAUCUGCGUAUCUGAAAUUAGAAUCUUUAAUCUCUCUUAUGGUACAUUAGUUUACGAUUGUUUCUUUCCCAUUUAUUAAUGACACUUGCUGAAUAUAUCUUCUCGCAUGUAUUUAAUAUCUUUACAUUUUUUUCCGAAAAAAAGUCAAUAAUACACUUAUGCUCUCUUUUUGGCUGUAUAAAGCUGAAGUAAUAAAGCAUCACUUGUGCACAGCCUCCAAUAUUUCUAUGCUCCCGCAAAAGUUUCUACUUUAUCUUCGUAUUUUCAUCUUCUCUUUUAUCGAUCCGCCCUCCCGUCGCCGGAUUCCUCAUUUUACUCUUAUUGUCGGCGUUUCGUAACGCGGCCUUGCGCGGUGACUAAGCUCGCACAAUGCAGAUCUCGGAUGAAGCCCUGGCGCGCACGCGGGCCCUGUUUCUCUCCUUCACACGUGUACGAUCGCAGCCGAUGGCCUCGGACCUCUCUUGCGUUACACUUUUGCCACGCCCCGAUCGAACGGGUAAGCUCAUCGCGAAAGUGAAACGCAAUAAAGGAGCCACGCCGAGCGAGAGUCUCAACGAUCCGCGCGAAGGCGGAAAAGAGAAAGAAAAGAGGGCUCGACGGGAGAGAGAAAGAGAGACAGACUGAGGGACAAAGAGAGAAAAAGAGAUGUGAGAUCCUAUCGAUCAGAGAACCUCGAGGCCUGGAAAUCGGUUUUCUCGCAGCAUCCCGCAGUCGUCGGCGCGCAAGAAGAUAUUCUUGUAAUCUUGAAUUUUCUUCUAAAUUACGCAUUUCUGACAAAUAUCAUUUACCAGCGAUAAUAAUUUAACAUAAAUAUAAUAAUUUAACUAUAAAUUGCGCAUUCUACGCCACAAUUGAUCGCGAUAAAAGAGUUUGCGAUAGGAAAGUGUUGAUGAAACUUCUUAGGAGUCUUUCAAUGAUCGAUCCACUCGAGAGUUGGCAUACCGUUUAUUUUUUUAACGGCGAAAGUUAUACGUAUUCCGGAUGUAACUAUUAAUUUUAAACGUAUCCCGACAUCUCGAAACAAGUUCGCAUUUUAACAUUCUGCACAUGCGUUCAGUUACGACAUUUCUAAAUUAAUUUUCACUACUUUUACAAGUGUAAAAGGAUCCUUCGAUGGCUCUUACGUACACUUCGACAUCUUUGGAAAGUAUUUGUACGGUUGUAUUGUAUAUUAAAAAAAAAAAAUUGUACCUAAACGUCAUAAUUAAUUAUAGUGUUCUUAGUUUUUCAAAGAAAGAAAUUCGCAGGACGAAGUUGUUGAAUCGUGUGUACAGAGUGUUAAUAACAAGUCGCAAUAAACUCUUGGAACUUAAAUUUUGUUAAAAGCGACGCAAAGACUAAGUGAAGAUUGCCCGGGAAAGAAUCGUACCAUUUUCACAAUUUAACGGAUGGGGGGGAGAGGGGAUUUCGUGAGCGAUUCUCAAGCCCUCUCAUCUCCCGCAUCGUCGCCGCGUCUACUCGAAUAAAUUGCGUCAGAUUCUCGCGGUGCGGGACACGCCUCGCACUUCUCGUUCCAGUUCACGUGCGUGAUUUCACCGCGGUCACUCACGCGUCCACUUGCGACACUCUCGACCAUCCGAUCUCCGUCGAAUUGCGACAGCCGGCAAAGCAGAGAUAAAGAAGAAGAGAAAAGAGAGCAAGAAAGGGAAUAAGCGGAGGAGAGGAAACUGUAACGUUUGUACGAGCGUGCUUUGAGCUGCCGGUGCUCCUCAGCACGCGAGCCUUAUGGCCUUAUGUUACCUUUCAGUCGCGAAUCAUAAAUUCCGACGACCACAACGUAUAAGUGCGUUAUCGUAACUACGACGUUAAUGAUAAGGAUAUGUAGCGUGUACGGCACUGUGCCUAUGCAAAUGUUUCUCACGUACGAGCGAUGUAUACAUACCUAGCUGUUAGAAUUCGAGGCUCAAUCUUAGUUAGACAAAGCCGUAAGAGUUACGCUGCGAUGAGCGUCGAACGGACCUUCGAGUAUAAACCCCGAAACCUUCUUGCGCAGGAUUAGAUCUUUGCGCCACGAUAUCGCCUAUCAUAUUGUCAAUAUUACGUUUCCAUUUCGCAAUUUCAUCAAGUAUCGCUCUUCGACGAUGUUAAUCUAAAUAUUAUCUCGAUGAUGAACGCUAUUCGAGAACUGACAUUUGAAUAGUACGUAUGAGAGAAGAAAUUUCGCGAUACGUGGACCAAAGUCAAUCUAAUCUCUCGCAGCUGUGUGUAUGCCAUCACGACGACGUAACAUCUCACUUUGAGUUUAAGUUAAGUCCCGGCUUAGAUCCUUAUUUUAGUUAUGUUUCAAGUUUGGCCUUUAGCCAUCUUUGGGCCGUACCGCGAUCUCGAUCGUCGCUACGUCGAAUUCUAAUGGAACUGUCGAUCCGAUUCGCACGAGUGUUCGUACCACCAUCCUGUAAUUAUAUAUAGUCAACCGCGCGCGGUACGUAUUAAGAGAACUGUAAAGAACUAUCUCUAAUUUUUAUAUGAGGUAUAUAGACACAAAAAAUAUAUAUAUAUAUACACACACACAAGAUAUAUAUAUGUGAAUAUAGAUAAUAUAUAUACAUACAAAUAUAAAUAUAUAAAUUGUACCACGACGAUUGUGAUUUGACCGAGGUUACCGUGUUAUACGUACUUUUACUAUUAGCCACGGAAACGGCGCCGUGUGCCGAGGAAGCUAUAAAGCGCUCGUUACCUUUAGAACAAGUAGCAUUUAAGGACACAAAAAUUACACGUAUACACAAACGUACACACGUACACGCGCAAGUUUUCAAGCUCAGUUCAAUCCCACAGAUUCUUCUUAUGUCUAUAGUCAAAUGUUGAAAAGCAUGGAAAAGGCGCGAAGCGCUUCAACCGGACGAGCAAUCGUAGUAUUGUUUUAUUGUCGCAAAGAGGAUGACAUGCUCUCCUUUAAUAAACUGUGUGUUGCGUGAAAGAUGAACGACGCCUUUGCCGAAGUACAUUUCAGUGGUUCGUUUCUGUAGCUAAACGUUCAUUAUAAAAGCAAAAUGGAAAAUCUGUUUUAAAUUCAAAGUUUUUCAAAACAGCUUUCAUUGUAGAUAUUUCAAUUAUUCUCAUUUUAAUCAGUAUCUUAAGAGCUCAAUGUAAUAUUUUUAUACACAUUGAGAAAUUAUUAUUUAUAUUAAGAUUUCUGAAUUCCAGACUGCACUUAUUUGGAUUGAUACUGAUUGAAACUGCUUUCCGAAAUGAUCCAUUGAAUUGUUAAAUUCCCUCUCAUGGUGCGAGGACAUAGUUGGCUCAUCGAACGGAAUGAUCGAGUAAAGAUGACGUGCGUGAACGAUCCUAUAAUUGUUCGUCACUCCUAUUUUCCAUAUGACAUUUAUAGUUACAUAGUCACGCCUUUGUGUGUGCGGCACGAUGAUGACUGUAUAUAUGUCAAUAUGUAAUAUUUGAUGCAAAAAAAAUAUAUAUAUAUAUAAUGAUUCAAUAUAUAUAUAAGAAAGA